This is a messenger RNA of Humulus lupulus (European hop), 1259 nucleotides long. RefSeq lists its product as uncharacterized. NCBI's taxonomy places the organism in Eukaryota, Viridiplantae, Streptophyta, Magnoliopsida, Rosales, Cannabaceae. The record is from RefSeq and is a predicted model, not a curated record. The coding region runs from base 214 to 1038 and encodes 274 amino acids. The transcript has 4 exons.
GGAGAGGAGGUGCAAGGUGUGGAGUAGAAGAGCUUUUCAAGAGGUAGGCUUCGAGUUGAGUACCUUUGGGAUUCGAGGGAGUCUUCUGGUCGGCUUAAGAGUAUUAUUUCUAUCCUUGAGGCGGAGCGUGAGUGGAGUGAUUUGUUGUCUGAAUCAAGUCUCCGUCAGAGUUCUUUGUGGCGCUCUGUUGAAAAACUCCCUGAAGACGUAGCUAUGUCCCGACCCUUUACACUUCCUCUAACCGGUUCCAAUGCCUUGGAAUGUUUGCGUCAAGCAAAGAAAUCGUCCGUUGGGAGCUCGGAAGCUGAUAGAGAGGUUGUCGUGCCUCCUGCUGAUCCUCCUGUUUUGACGCGGAGUCAGACGAGAAAAAAGAAGAAGGCUGUGCAGGAUGAUUCUUCCGACCCAUUUAGCGACACCGUUGCCCUUUCGUUCCCCUCCAAUGUUGCUGCUUAUAGUGAGAUUGGGCCUCACUUAGGAGAGAUUGAUAAGCUGUUGUGGCCCGAAGAUGAUCACAGAAUGGAGCAAGUUGGUACGGAUGGGUCAAUUGAUACCACUGUUUCCCAUUUGUUCCAGGGUUUGCAAGGGGUUAUUUGGCUGAAGAAGAAAAUCAAGUCCUUAAUGACAACUCUGAAGGAAGUAAAGAGUCAAAGAAAUGAUCUUCGGGGUGAAGUUGGUCGGCUGAAAGAUUCCAAGAGUGAGUCUGAUCAACUUAUAGCUGACUUAAAGACUCAACUAGAAUCCAAGGAAGCUGAUGUCGAGAAGCUGAGAGUGACUCUUGGUCAAGUUGAUGUUUUGAAAGCCGAGGUUUCUUCGUUGGAGAAUCGGAUGUUAGUCAUUGGGCUGGAGGCUGAGAUCCAAUGUCGUGGCGUAAUGGACAGUGAGUUUCGGGAUGGUAAGGCUGAUAGCUGGGAUGUUCCUAAAUACAUAGCUGAUCUUGAGGAAUUGGAGACGAUGAAGGCUGAAGAGACAACCCGGGCCGAAGAGUUAGCCACUUCUUUCGGCAUCAUGACUACUAAUGAUCUGGUUGUGGAUGACUGAUUCCUCUUCUAUUCGUGUUCACUGUCGCGGGAUGACUGAGUUUGUCUCGCCUUUUCUAGUUGUUGUAUGAACUUUUUCUUAUGUAGUAUUGUAUCCUGAUCUAACUGACCUAGUCUUGUUGUAUUCUGGCUGGUUGUAGCUUGUGUUAGUUGUUGUAUGAACUUUUUCUUAUGUAGUAUUGUAUCGAAUGCCGGUUGGCUGAUCAUAUAUGGAGUAUUAGU